AUGUCUCCUGUCGAUACAAGCUUCUUGAAUCCUAGCUCCAAGCUUUUUCUAUCUUUCAUACCCCCUAAUAUUGAUUACAGUAAACUCACAAUUGAGGAUGUUCGCAAUAGUCCCAAGGUUCCUUUGAGCGAUGACAUCCCAAGGCCCAAUGUCACCAUCGACCGUAUGGAAAUCCCUGCUGAUACUGAUGGCCACCCUAUUCAUGUGGAUGUAUACAGACCCAAGGACGCUGGAGAUGCCAUCCUGCCUGCAUUGGUUUACUUGCCUGGUGGAGGUUGGGGCGUUGCAGCCCAAGGCGCACAUCCUUAUUUGGCUACAAAGUUGGCUGGUGAGACAAAUUGCGUUGUGCUUCUGGUACAGUACUCUUUGAGUCCUGAGGUCAAAUUCCCUGUUGCUUUGGAAGAAUGCUACACGGUUGUAUCUCAUGCCACUAAUCCAGAACAUGCGUCCAAGCUCAGAGUUGAUCCUACGCGUGUAGCAUUGGGAGGCGACAGUGCUGGUGGCAACUUGACAGCUGCUAUCACUAUUCUUGCCAAGCAACGAAACAAUCUUGAAAAUAGUAUCAAAUAUCAAGUCUUAUAUUACCCUGCUACAGGGGACAGCUUUGCUACAGAGUCAUACAAGAAGUUUGGGGAGGGCUACUACCUAACAACCAGCCUUACUAGAAUGUUCUUGGGUAAUUACAAAACAGAAGCGGCCAAGGACAGCAUUCUUCUUUAUCCUGGUAAGGCCACUAUUGAGGACGUUGCUGGAGUACCUCCAGCUCUACUUGUUACAGCUGAAGCCGAUGUGCUUCGUGAUGACGGUGAAUCUUACGGUCGCAAAUUAAUGCAAGCCAAUGUUCCCGUAACUUCAGUGCGUAUCAAUGGUGUUAUCCAUGGUUUCAUGUCUAUCCCAGCGCUUCAUUCGCCAGAAACCUUGACAGUGAUUGACAUGACCACUAAUGCUCUCCGUAAAGUGUUCUUCAAUUGA
Mucor velutinosus is the source of this 972-nucleotide messenger RNA. RefSeq lists its product as uncharacterized. NCBI's taxonomy places the organism in Eukaryota, Fungi, Mucoromycota, Mucoromycetes, Mucorales, Mucoraceae. The record is from RefSeq and is a predicted model, not a curated record. Gene Ontology annotation, molecular function: hydrolase activity. The transcript has 5 exons. The coding region runs from base 1 to 972 and encodes 323 amino acids.